AUGGCGCCCAACGACAAAGCGGGCAGGGUGGUUUUCAUCGGCAACAUUCCCUACGGCGGAACUGAAGAGCUCAUCAUCGAAACCCUCGGUCGCGUCGGGCAGGUCCUUAACUUCCGCCUGGUAUACGACAAGGAAACAGGGCGUCCCAAGGGCUUUGGCUUCGCAGAGUUCGCUGACGCAGAUGCCGCAGCCUCAGCGGUGCGCAACCUUAACGACUACGAUUUGAUGGGGAGGAAGUUGAGGGUUGACUGGUCCAACGAGAGCGGCUCCGGCGACAACGCGCCUUCGAAUCGCGACCAAAAUGCGCAACCGACCAUGGGCAUGAACGGCCAACAGCCAGCAGGACCAGCGCCGGCACAAUCGUCGAGCACACUAGGUCCCCUCCCACCGGGCGUCGAGCUGCCGCCCAACCUCACCUGCCCCGAUGCCAUUUCGCGCACACUAUCUACACUGCCUCCGGACCAGCUCCUCGACAUCCUCUCCCAGAUGAAAGGCCUCGUCAUGACGGAUCCCGCCAAGGCAACAGAGUUGCUGCGACAGGCGCCUCAGCUGGCUUAUGCCAUUUUCCAGUCGCUGCUGCUCCUUCAGCUGGUUGACCCACAAAUCCUGACCUCGCUUGUGGAGACAUCGGCGGCGCCUGCCCCAGUUGCGCAGGCUCCACCUGUUCAGCAAGUCCAGCAACCACCACCACAAGUUGCGCGACCACCUGUGAACUACCCCGGAUACCCCCCGCAAGUCGCACCUACACCUUCCCAACCCCAGCCUCCCGUCCCACAGGCGUACGCGCAGCCUCCACAGCAACAACAAGCACCUCCCAUGGAGCAACAAGCGUUAUACGCCCAAGUCAUGGCUCUGUCCCAGCAGCAGAUUGACCAGUUGCAACCAGAAUACCGCGCGCAGAUUCUGCAAAUACGACAGAUGUUAAUGGCUGGCGGACGGCCCUAG
This is a messenger RNA of Alternaria atra, 945 nucleotides long. RefSeq lists its product as uncharacterized. Bases 1 to 945 code for a protein of 314 amino acids. NCBI's taxonomy places the organism in Eukaryota, Fungi, Ascomycota, Dothideomycetes, Pleosporales, Pleosporaceae. The record is from RefSeq and is a predicted model, not a curated record. Gene Ontology annotation, biological process: mRNA 3'-end processing. Gene Ontology annotation, molecular function: mRNA binding. The transcript has 2 exons. Gene Ontology annotation, cellular component: mRNA cleavage and polyadenylation specificity factor complex.